This is a messenger RNA of Morchella sextelata, 1254 nucleotides long. RefSeq lists its product as uncharacterized. The record is from RefSeq and is a predicted model, not a curated record. The transcript has 4 exons. The coding region runs from base 1 to 1254 and encodes 417 amino acids. NCBI's taxonomy places the organism in Eukaryota, Fungi, Ascomycota, Pezizomycetes, Pezizales, Morchellaceae.
AUGAAGUUCCCCACCGCCCUCCUCGCGCUCGCCGCGCUCAUUCCCACAGCGCUCUCUCUCGUCGCCUUCCCCGGCGCCGAAGGCUUCGGCGCACUCUCCACCGGCGGCCGCGGCGGCCCCGUCUACGUCGUUACCAACCUCAACGAUAGCGGCACGGGCUCCCUCCGCGACGCAAUCAGUCUCUCCAACCGAACCAUCGUCUUCGCCGUCGGCGGCGUGAUCAACAUCAGCAGCCGCCUCGUAUUCCUCAGCCGGCAGACAAUCGCCGGGCAGACAGCGCCCGGCGGUGGUAUCACCGUCUACGGAGAUGGCGUGAGCUUCUCAAAUGCGGACCACGUGAUUGUGCGGUACAUCCGGUUCCGCAUGGGGAGCGGGGGCACCAGCGGGAAGGAUGCGGUGGGGAUUGCGGAGGGGCAUGAUAUGAUCUUUGACCAUGUGUCGGUGAGCUGGGGCCGCGAUGAGAAUUUCAGUAUUAGCGGGAACGAGGCAAUCAAUAUCACGAUCCAGAACUCGAUGAUCGCCAUGGGACUGCAGACCCAUUCGUGCGGUGGUUUGAUACAGACGGACGGUGGGGUGAGUAUCAUCAGGACGCUGUAUGUGGAUAACCACACCCGGAACCCGAAGGUGAAAGGUGUGAACGAGUUCAUCAACAAUGUCGUCUACAACUGGGGAGGCGGAGGCGGAUACAUCCUCGGUGAUUCCGACGGCGCAUCUUACGCAAACAUCAUCAACAACCUCUUCAUCUCCGGGCCAUCGACGACCAUUGCCCCGUUCACACGCGGAAACCUCAACUUCCACGUCUAUGCGGCCAACAACUACCAGGACCUCAACGCCGACGGUGUCCUCAACCCGACGCUCAUCCCAGAGAGCGAGUACACGACUGUCGACUUUGUGACCAGCAGAUACAACUACCCCACCGUCGCCACUGUGCUGACGCCCACCGCCGACCUCUUCAAUGCAAUUGUUGCGGGCGCGGGAGCGAGCAAGGUGCGCGACAGCGUGGACGAGCGGUACAUCACGGAGCUCAAAAGCUUGGGCACGUUGGGGCAGAUCCUGACGAAUGAGAACACCUCGCCGUUUUCGGGGGCCGGGACUGUUGCAGCGGGGACGGCGCCAGUGGAUACUGAUGGGGACGGCAUGCCCGAUGCGUGGGAAUCUGCGAAUGGCCUGAACCCGGCAAUCAAUGAUGCUGCUGGCUACAAGUUUGGGAAUGGAUACACGAAUAUCGAGAAUUAUAUCAAUUCGCUCGUGUAA